Myiozetetes cayanensis is the source of this 5374-nucleotide messenger RNA. RefSeq names its product terminal nucleotidyltransferase 2 (gene TENT2). Lineage: Eukaryota; Metazoa; Chordata; Aves; Passeriformes; Tyrannidae. The record is from RefSeq and is a predicted model, not a curated record. Bases 233 to 1759 code for a protein of 508 amino acids. The transcript is spliced from 15 exons. Gene Ontology annotation, molecular function: poly(A) RNA polymerase activity. Gene Ontology annotation, cellular component: cytosol.
CCUCUUCCUCUUCCUUUCCCUUCCUUCUCUUCUCUUCUCUUCCUGCCGCUCCUCGGCCCUUCCGCUACAUCCCGGGCGCUUCCGGGCUCCAUCCGGGGGACGGGGUGACGCUCUGCCGCAGGAGCUGGUCUCCACUGCUGGCCCCGCUCAGUGCUGAUCGCGGGCCCCGCCCGCGUGCCUCCGCCCGGACUUGGCGUGAAAGGAUACAUGUUCACUUCAAGUAGAAAGGAGCAUGUUCCCAAAUUUUUCCAACUUGGGUCAUCCACCCUUCCCGUCAACGCAUCAGCAACAGAGUAAUUUGUCCAAUAUACUUCCCAUAAAUAUACCUCCUACUCUUUUUUCUCACCAGCAAACUGUUGUUCCUCCGCUGAAUUUUCGCACUGCAGUUCUUUCUAGAGCUCUUUUGAGUGGGAACCUUGCAGCUACUCCAAUUGUUACUUCGACUGCUACACUGCAACCAAUGACUUAUGGAAAUGUCAGUCCAGUGUCUACAUCAGGUGCCCUCAAGUCAUUUCAAGGAAGAAAGAGACAAAAUGAACAAAGUGUUUCAUAUAAUGUCAAACGGCAGCGGAUUGAUUCACAGAAUUCUGACACAACUGUAGUUAACCAAGGAGUGCCUUUAGCAGAGGAACGUAGACACUCCUUCCCAGGACCAAUUUCAAUUCAGUCACCACCGUUCCUCGCUCGUGACUCACCAGCUUUAGCUAGAUGUGUCCCUCCUCUGCGAGAUACUUUGUUUCCAGACCCUGCAGAAGCCAGGCUCCCUCUGGCCAAAGAUGAGUUAAGUCAACAGGUUUUGGAGUUGUUUCAAGCAUGUCGGCAACAGGCCUCUGAUUUGGACAGAAAAGAACUCUGCAGAACAGAACUCCAGAGAGAAAUUCAACUCAUUUUUCCACAGAGCAGACUUUAUUUGGUUGGGUCUUCUCUGAAUGGAUUUGGCACUCGUAGCAGUGAUGGUGAUUUGUGCUUGGUGGUUAAAGAAGAACCAGUGAAUCAGAAGACUGAAGCAAGACGUAUACUCAGCUUAGUCCAAAAACUCUUCAGUACUAAACUUUCAAGCUACAUUGAGCGACCUCAGCUGAUUAGAGCAAAAGUGCCAAUAGUGAAAUUCAGGGAUAAAGUCAGCUAUGUGGAGUUUGACUUGAACGUAAACAAUGUUGUAGGGAUAAGAAAUACAUUCCUUCUGAGAACCUAUGCAUUCAUUGAGAAUCGAGUUCGUCCAUUAGUACUGGUUAUUAAGAAGUGGGCAAGUUUUCAUGAGAUAAAUGAUGCCAGUCGUGGUACUUUAAGCAGCUACAGUCUUGUGCUGAUGGUUUUGCACUAUUUACAGACCCUACCUGAACCCAUCCUUCCAUCCCUCCAGAAAAAUUACCCAGAAUGUUUUGAUCCUACUAUGCAGUUGCAUCUUGUUCAUCAAGCUCCAUGUACCAUUCCUCCUUACAUCUCGAAAAAUGGAUCAAGCCUUGGAGAUUUGCUAAUAGGCUUCUUCAAAUAUUAUGCCACAGAAUUUGAUUGGAGCCAUCAAAUGAUUUCAGUUCGUGAAGCCAAAGCUAUUCCAAGACCUGAUGGUAUUGAAUGGAGAAACAAAUUUAUUUGUGUAGAAGAGCCUUUUGAUGGGACAAAUACUGCUAGAGCUGUACAUGAGAAACAGAAGUUCGAUAUGAUCAGAGGUGAAUUUGCACAGGCUUGGCGGGUAUUACGAGAUAAGAAAGACCUGAAAUGUAUAUUACCUUUAAGAGUAGAAGAACUGAAAAGAUAACCAACUUCUUUCACUUUCUUUUUUUUUUUUUUUUUUUGGAUCCUGCUGAAACAAAGAACAGUAUCAAAAUCAGAAGGCAUCUACCCAAUGGUUCUUUACAACCUGUUUUUCUCUGUAAACUUUUGUUAAGGAAAUGUUUGUUAUAAGGAUGUGGCAUAUUUUAUUACCGACAUUUGUUAAUACAGAUGCUCAUUCAAAGAUAUGUUUUCUGAAAAUGCUUGUAUUGCUGGCUUCUAGAAGAAACUCAUAGCAAACAACCAGAAUAAAUCUAUUUCAGGGAAAGUAUGGGGAUAUAUUGACUUCUUGUUUGCAUAAUCUGUGUAGCCAUUAAUUCAGACAGAUUUAAUGAUGAAACACAGACAUUCAAAGUUAAUCAGUGUGCAAAUCUGACUACAUCCUUAAGGCACUGUGCACAGUACCCACUUCUUAAUGAACAGAGAGUCCAUGCUUUACGUCUGCUUAAUUUUAGUAAGCACUUUGGUUCAACGUGGCACUUUCUACUUUUAUUUCACUCGGAAUAAGAAGUGACUUUUAUGAAAAUGAAGCUAAAUUAUGGUUGGUAGUGUCUUGGAUAUUAAGAACUGUAAUCUAAACUGGAAUUUUCAAGCAACAUUUCUACUACAAAGAAGUUGAAAUAAAAAAGCUCAGUUCAAUAUACAUAAAUGUUUCAUAUUCUCACAAGGGUAGGUGAGAAAAAAUUUUGUACUUCCUUUUACGUUUUUGAAGUAGUAGUGAUGCCUGCUGGGGGAAAAAAAAAUUACCAAAUCAAAACACCUCACAACCCUACCAGUGCUACAAUAUGCUGGGCUUCUCUUUUGAUUUUGUGUAAAUAUUUGUAAAUUGGUCAGCCACUGUAAAUUGAAUUUAAAUAAGUAAUAUUGACAAUUUGAGCUCUUCCGAAAAAAUUGCACACUCUCUCUUAGACCUCCUGUAGCACAAUUUCUGCCUCUCAUGUAUUUGCUAUUGAAGACCGAUUAGUUGUUAAAACUGUACUUACCACUGAUGUCAAAUUCAUACUUCCAUUUUUUUAGGUUAAUAUUUUAUAUGCUGUCCAGUGAAAUAAAAGUUUAUAUGUGGAAGGUACAGGCUAUUUUUCCACUUUCUGUUAUUUUCUACUGCACAUUUAAAAUAUUUCCCAUAAUUAAGUAGAAUAGGAAAUGCCCAAUAAGGUGGGGCCCGUGUUGCAAAUCAUAAACAUCUAUAAUGGCUAUUUUGCAGUGCAUCUGUGAAGAGGUAAAAGUUUGAUUCAUUGCAUUCCCUAACAAUAGCGCAAAAACCCUUAUAAUUGUAAAAUAACAAGCAUUAUCAUUUCUUGUGUAAAUUUUAAAGUUCUAGUUUAUUUCAGAGUUCUAGGAACUGUAAACUAUUUGCCUGAUGUGUGAUUACUUCUAGACACUUCAUCAUGGUCUAGUCUAUAUAGGAUUUGGCUUGCUUUUUAAAACACUUCUUUCUGUAAUUUGAACAGCCUUUCACUUUUAAUAUGACUCUAUCAGUCCACUGAAACAUUUUCCCUCCACGUGCAUGUUCCCCCUCACAGCCCUUCCUCUAAAAGAUAGUAGACUUGGAUCUCAGUGAAACCUUCACUCUAAUCUGCUUUGUGUAAAAUUGAAGCACAAGAUUUUAGGACAGGCUGAUGUCUGGAAUCAAAGAUGCUCUACGAGCCCUAGGUGAAUUUUGGGGAAAGGAGAGGGUUGCUUCUUUUUUUAAAAAGAUGUUGGCUGUACCUUUGUCUAGAAAAUUUAAAACUCUCCUAACUUAGGAUAAGUAGAAGAACAUACAUGUUCAAAAUUGGCAAAAAUGUAUUUUAAGUGAGCUGGAUGUCAGGUACAAAAUUUUAUGUCUCUUACAAGUUUGCAUUAUUAAUUAUUAAUGCUCUGUGUUUGAAACCACUUCUCCCUAACUGUUUUUAAAAAGUUAGUUAAAAAAAUUGUAAUACCUACAUGCAGCUCUGUAAAAAUUUGAAAGUCAAGGUCUGUAGCCACAAUGGUCUGGGUCUUUCAAAAGAAUCCUUUUGUGUAUUUCUCUGAAGUUGAUGUACUUCUGAUAAACUACAUCUAUAAUCAGAAGUAUAAAUUCUAGAUGGUCAGUUUCCCCAGUUGUUUAAAGACAAGCUUGUUUAUAGCAUAUUUGUUAAAUGGUGGGCUGCAACUUUUGUCUGAAAACUUCAGAUAUAAUGUCACAAAAUAAAUGGUUUGGGAAGAGUGGGUAGGAACUGAACUUUAACUUUGAUUCAGUUCUGCUUAGUCUGAAGUUGUUCAGAGGCUUAAUGACCCAAAUUUUCAUCUACUCUGGGCAAGUAUCCAGAGGAAGAAACUGGCUAAUGGCUAUCAUAAUUUUUUGCAUUAGUGUGAAGUUUUCCCUUCUCAUCUUCAAAAUAAAAACCUUCACCCACUUAACUCUUGGCAUACACCCUAGCAGGAAUAGUUGUUUCUGAGAGAUCUUUGGUAAAAGGUGUUUUUCAUGGCUGACCAAGGUUUCACUGUGUGUGCAAGAUGCUGUCUUUGAGGCUUAUUACUGCCUCAAAAUAAAAAUGAUUUAGUUCAGCUCUUUGUUAUUUUAGGACUACUCUUGCCUACUCAUUUUGGCAUUGGGUUUGCUUGUCUUUUCUCACCUUAUGUAUCAGAAACCACUAGUGUCUUCUAAGGUAAUUUAAGAACUCUCUUCAGUCCUUCAGGAGCGAGUUUAAUGAGCAGGCUUAGAGAUGCAUGGGAGGACCAGACGUUAACAAGAGCUUCCAUUUUGGUGACAGAAAUGCAGAACUGGCAUAGGCUGUGAACUGUGAAACUUCAAGUUUCUCUUGUAGCUCUUGUUCUCACUUUCCUUAAAAUGUGAAUGUAUAAGUGUACUCUCAGUAUCUUAAGGUAUUCUGACAGUAUAAGGGGUUAUUUAAAAAAAAUAAAUCAAUAUAAACCAAUUUUAAGACUCACAGGGUGACAUGAUAAUUUGGGAGAAAUGGGCAGCCAUGAUAAAAGGAUGUAAGAUGAUUUGAGAAAACCUGAAGUUAGCAAUUGUGAAUACCAUUCCAAAUGCUUCUUUGGAACCAGUGCUUUACUUAUACUUGGAUCACUGGACUGAAUUCACAGUAUAUUUGGUGUUAAAUUUAAGUCUAUCAGUGAAUGUCACUCUUGAUAUAUUGGACUCUACUUGCACUGGGUUGUCUUGUAUUUUAUAGUUUAUUUAUGUUUGUCUUGUUCUCUGUAAUCCUUGUGUGUUCUGAUACAAAUUUUUCCCUCACUGAUUUUACAGAGUAUGAUGCUUGUAGGAAGAGCAUGAAAAAAUAUGCUAUUUUUGGUCAAUUUACAGAUGAAAUUAACUUGUGAGAACUACAGAAGGGAGAGCACUAGGUCUGGAAAUAAUUUGAAGGGGUUCUGGUAAAAAGGUACUCACCUUUCUCUUACUGUGCUGACGACUGAAUCAAAACUUGUGCAAUAUAUGUAUGCUUAAUAUAUAAGCAUUUCUAGAAAAUUUGUAAUGCUGUUGCCUUCCACGUGUAAAGAAUGUGAAGUACUCUACCUUAAAUUUCAUUGUGCUGUGUACACUGUCUGUGCUUAUGAUAAAAUGUAGAGUUUAAUUUAGCUUAAUAUUACUUUCAAAUACAAUUUUUCCAAAAAAUUA